This is a messenger RNA of Adineta ricciae, 234 nucleotides long. NCBI's taxonomy places the organism in Eukaryota, Metazoa, Rotifera, Eurotatoria, Adinetida, Adinetidae. The record is from the annotation of a GenBank genome assembly.
AUGAAUGCGAAUCGAACAUCUGUUGAUGAUUGUCUUACGAUGAUAAAUUUCGACCGAAAGAAAAUGAAUGAGAACAAUGAUAAUGACAAUGAACGUAAUGAAUUUCCAUUUGGUGGUCUCUUUCGUCCAGUGGAAAAGAUCUUUGCUGAUUUCGAUAGAUUCUUCGCUGGUUUGCCACCUGUAUUUUCUAUCCCAUCACAAGAAUUCAGCAACGAAAGUUCUCAGCGGCCGUAA